CUGCAUCUCUUGCCCUUCCCUUCCAUCUCAUAGACAAACCAUCUACACCUGUACUAUAGAGGCGACAGACGCACAGAUAAUUCUAAUCAAUGGCACCAGUCGAGACAGAGUACUAUGACUUGCUGGAUGUCCCUGUGGAUGUCAGCGAUACAGACCUCAAGAAGGCAUACAGGAAGCAAGCAAUGAAAUAUCACCCAGACAAAAACCCAUCUCUGGAUGCAGAAGAGAAAUUCAAGGAUAUAAGUAAAGCGUAUCAGGUGCUAUCGGAUGCUAAUUUGAGAGCAGUCUAUGACAAGAAUGGGAAGACCAUGGUGGACAAGGAGAGUACAGAGCUAGACGAUGCAGCGGGUUUCUUCGCAAACGUGUUUGGUGGAGAGCGAUUCAGAGAUUAUAUCGGGGAGAUAUCUUUAAUGAAGGAGAUGACGUCCGUGGCACAGACAGUAAUGACCGAUGAGGAACGUGCCGAGCUCGAGAAAGAGGGUAUCGUUCCGCCACAAGGAGCAGUCUCGCACGAACCGCACGUUUCCGCUCCUAGUCCCACUGAUAUGGCUUCGAAGCGCCAAUCUGUUUUAGGAUCCCCAACCCCUUCCACUGGCGGCAAAGAAGGCAAAGAGAAGGAUAAGAAGCGCAACAGACUCACGCCAGAGCAGAAAAAGAAGCUUCAGGAGCUUGAAGAUGAACGCAAACGUUCGAUGGAUGAACGAGUAAAGACGCUCACUGCGAAGCUAAUCGAGCGAUUACGACCCUUCGUGGAUGCAAAAGCACCUGGCGACAAGGAAGACCCUGAGACAAAGGCGUUCGAAUCACGGAUCAAGCUUGAAGCAGACGAUUUAAAGCUGGAGAGCUUUGGGGUUGAGGUAUGGGUAGCUGUAUACAUGAUGAAGGCUACUUCGUUUAUGAAGUCGAAGAAAUUCCUAGGGAUUGCGGGUUUCUGGUCGCGAAUGAAGGAGAAGGGUUCAGUGGCAAAAGACGCAUGGGGUGUCAUUGGCAGCGCAUUUAGCGUGCAGUCUCUCAUGUCUGAGAUGGACCGCUUGCAGAAGAAGGGGGAGCUCGAUGAGGACGUGCUGCGUGCGCUAGAAGAGGAUGUUACGGGCAAGAUCAUGCUAGCGUCUUGGCGAGGUACACGUUUCGAAGUUGUUCAGGUUCUUCGGGAGGUUGUGGAUAACGUGCUGAAAGAUAAGGAGGCAUCUGAUCAGGUUCUGUUCCACCGCGCGAAGGGAUUGAUGAUUAUGGGUCAUAUAUUCAAAAGCACGGUUCCCGAUGAGAGUGACGAGGUCCGACGCGAACUUGAGCGAAUGGUCGCAGAAGCAGCAGAGGGCAAAUCAAAGCAUUACCACUUACGUGGAAAAGCCCGAAGAGAAGGUAACAUAACGCCUGAGAUGUCGUCGAACGGAGGCGAGCAUCCAAUGAAAGAACAUGUUGAAGAAGACUCAAGGACACGUACAUCUAACUAG
Messenger RNA from Suillus subaureus, 1454 nucleotides. RefSeq names its product X-domain of DnaJ-containing-domain-containing protein. The transcript has 15 exons. Lineage: Eukaryota; Fungi; Basidiomycota; Agaricomycetes; Boletales; Suillaceae. Gene Ontology annotation, biological process: protein import into peroxisome matrix. The coding region runs from base 90 to 1454 and encodes 454 amino acids. The record is from RefSeq and is a predicted model, not a curated record. Gene Ontology annotation, cellular component: cytosol.